Messenger RNA from Microthlaspi erraticum, 1596 nucleotides. NCBI's taxonomy places the organism in Eukaryota, Viridiplantae, Streptophyta, Magnoliopsida, Brassicales, Brassicaceae. The record is from the annotation of a GenBank genome assembly.
AUGGCGAUUUCAAGUGUGGGUUUCGCUUGCAGAUCCUAUUUCCCUGUUCGUUCUCUUCAGUACCACUGCUUAUGGAAGAUUCGGUUCAACACUGUUGCUGCUGCAAUUGAGAAAAUGGAUGAGCCAGAUGGUUUCGCCAAGGACGGUGAUCAUCAAGACAAUCUUUCUGAUGGAAUAAGGUAUGGUAUCAAAGGGGAUCGUGAGUGGAAGCAAUUGAGUUCGAAAGACCUUGGAAUAAGCAGUUCAAUGAUUGCAAAGCCGACGAGAAAAGUGCUUAAUGGCCUUAAGAGCAAAGGAUAUGAUGUUUACCUUGUGGGAGGCUGUGUAAGGGAUCUCUUUCUGAAGCGGAUACCAAGAGACUUCGAUAUAAUCACUUCUGCAGAACUCAGAGAGGUGGUUCGAAUUUUCUCAAGAUGUGAAAUUGUUGGAAGAAGGUUUCCUAUAUGUCACGUACACGUUGGGGAUGAUAUAGUAGAGGUUUCGAGUUUUAGUACCUCUGCACAUAAUUCUCGGAGAAACAUGAGAAAUGAAUUAAGAGAACCCAGUGGCUCAGAUGGUGACGAGGACUGUAUCCGUUUGAAUAACUGUUUGCAGCGAGAUUUCACAAUUAAUGGGUUGAUGUUUGAUCCAUAUGCCAAAGUAAUAUAUGACUAUCUGGGAGGAAUAGAAGAUAUUAGAAAAGCAAAAGUUCGAACAGUGAUCCAUGCUGGAACUUCUUUUCAACAGGACUGUGCUCGGAUUCUGCGUGCAAUAAGAGUUGCUGCACGUUUAAAUUUCAGAAUUUCCAAGGAAACAGCUCAUUUUAUUAAGAACCUUUCUUUUCUAGUACAAAGACUUGACAAGGGAAGGAUCUUGAUGGAAAUGAAUUACAUGUUAGCUUAUGGAUCAGCAGAAUCUUCUUUGAGAUUGCUGUGGAAAUUUGGGAUACUAGAAAUUAUUCUACCAAUUCAGGCAGCGUAUCUUGUGCGCAGUGGUUUCAAGAGACGUGACAAAAGGACUAACAUGCUUCUGUCUCUCUUUGCUAGUUUGGAUACAUUGUUAGCGCCUGACAGACCUUGUCACAGCAGCUUAUGGAUAGCAAUCUUGGCGUUUCACAAAGCACUUGCUGAUAAACCUCGAAGUCCGUUAGUGGUUGCUGCGUUUAGCCUCGCUGUUCACAACGGUGGAGAUAUUCUGGAAGCUGUGGCAAUCACAAAGAAGAUCACUAGGCCAUACGAUAGAAGCUUCUUCGAGCUAGUAGAGCCCGAGGAGACUUCCGACUUUCAAACCGUGUUGGAUGAGGUCAUGGAUCUUGAUGCAUCAAUCAAAGAUGCCUUAAACCAGAUGACUGAUGCGUAUUUUAUCUCUAAAGCUAUGGCAGCUUACCCUCAAGCACCGUAUUCCGAUUUGGUGUUUAUACCGUUGCAGCUAUAUCUUAGAGCAGGCAGAAUCUUCCAGUGUGUGAAAGAAGAGAAAGGAAUGGGAUUUGAGGCGAAGCAAGGAAGCAAGAUUGAUUAUGGUUUGUCAUAUUCAGGGGAUGUUCCAGAGAAUCGGCAUGUGUUUGCGAGGGUUGUGUUCGAUACCGUUUUUCCGUUAGAGUUAUCUCAAGAACUGUGA